AUGUCUUAUGUAUUGGCCAUUUCACAGAGUUUUCUCAAGAAGACAAUUCCAUUAAACCACUCAACCUUAUUUACAGCUCCAUUAAUGGUUGAAACCUUCAAAAUAAAUGGCCCAAAUCUCACAUCAGUUUCAGCUCAGAUGAGAGCCAGACAGCAACCUUCUGUGCCUCCUGAGAUGCCCCAAACGCCUAAUGUUCCAGAAUUUGAUCCAAUCCCACCGGAAAAGCCAGCUGAAAAGCCACCGUUGUCGCCUCCGAGCCCGGGCCCUGGUUUUCCCGGCCUACCAAAUCCCUUACCACCUGGUCAUGACCCAUCAGGACCAGAUAUGCCUGAGCCACCGCCGGAGAUUUCUCCGCCUGGUGGCCCGGUCGUUAUACCUCCGGCUAUCCCGGAAAUUGUUCCUCCGGGUGGGCCGGAUGUUAUACCGCCGGGACCGCCGGAGAUUGUUCCGCCUGGUGGACCGGAUGUUAUACCUCCAAAGCUGCCGGAACCUGGGCCGCCACACCCGUCGCUGCCGGAUAUUCUGCCGCCCAUUAUCACUUUUGGGCCGGUUGCUUUUAGGGCAGGUGAAAGAUUUUGA
This is a messenger RNA of Nicotiana tabacum (common tobacco), 579 nucleotides long. NCBI's taxonomy places the organism in Eukaryota, Viridiplantae, Streptophyta, Magnoliopsida, Solanales, Solanaceae. The record is from RefSeq and is a predicted model, not a curated record.